This is a messenger RNA of Daldinia caldariorum, 3997 nucleotides long. Its product is annotated as glycosyltransferase family 20 protein. Bases 684 to 3398 code for a protein of 904 amino acids. Gene Ontology annotation, cellular component: alpha,alpha-trehalose-phosphate synthase complex (UDP-forming); cytosol. Lineage: Eukaryota; Fungi; Ascomycota; Sordariomycetes; Xylariales; Hypoxylaceae. Gene Ontology annotation, biological process: trehalose biosynthetic process. The record is from RefSeq and is a predicted model, not a curated record. The transcript is spliced from 4 exons. Gene Ontology annotation, molecular function: catalytic activity.
GGUACCUAAGAAGAUAUACACUUGUACAGUUAUCCUUAGCGAUUUUCAUAUUGCACCUUUCAAGUACGUCACUGGUUACUUAUUUUACUAGCGACAUACUGGUGUUAUCCUAGCUUCUUAGCGUGAAUCAACUUUCCGCCUAACUUUAAGGUAGUGACAUCAAUUUGAUCCAACUAGAAUCCAACAGCUUUCCAGCAUUCCCAGAAUACCCAGAAUACCCAGCAUAACCCAGCUUUUUAUUAUGCUGGUGCAUGCUCACACCUUCUUUAGCAAUUUAUGUUUUUUGCGUCACCCUGACCUACAUUGCUUCAAUUAGCUUUUUUCUUACUAGCCUCUCCCGGUAGUGUUCGUCUAAGCCUCCCGUUCCCCUCCGCCGUGCAAUCACCCGACUCUUAAAGGGCAUCAGAUCUCCAAACUUUUUUUUCUAUCAAGAAUCUAGCUUAACUGAUCCUAGCAAGCAUCCAAACUACUUCCUCCAGCUUGGAACACCAAAAGCAUAUAUUCAACUAAGCAUUGGAACCAGUUCUUAUGAACUUGCUAUUACAGAUUUACUCGUUAUCCUUCCCUAUCUAGGGUGCACUGAGGAAUUGCAGCUUGGACUGUGUUGAAAAGAAAAAAAAAGAAAAAAAAAUCAUCACGAUUACACUUUGUCCAACUUGGACUAAGACUGAACUUCGUUCAAGAUGACCAUCUUUUUGGCUUCGCUGUUUCUCCCCAAAACCGUCUACUUCCAGCUGCCAGGUGCCCCUCCUUCUAGUGAGCAUCGCGCGCAUAGGCAGAACAACAAAAAGCCAUCGAAGCGACCACCUCUCGAGCUUCGCACAAGCCUCUUUCCCGAUCCCACCAUCACUCCUCCCAAAACUCCCGAGGAGGAAGAGGCAUAUAUCGAUGACGGCCUAUUUUUAAAUGAAGAUGGUCUACGUGUUCUGAACGUCUCAGACGACGAGGAAUUUAUCAAGGCGCCAACGGAUAAGGAAUCACCGAAAUGGGGCGGCCGACCGAACCAACCGAAGUCUCGAGCGAACUCACCACCACCGGCUUCUUUGAUAGAGCACGCUAGGACCUUGGAAAAGGCCAAGGAACUUGGACGCCAAGGAAUUCACCAACCUCGGACUAGCCGGAGUGAUAGUCAUGACAAAGUCUUUGCGCACGCCAAUUGGCGUAUCGUGAACGCUGACCAAGGAAAUGGAGGUCUUCGCAACGCUGCCGAGGCCGCGGCGCGCGAAGGGUGUGCUGAUGAAUACUCAUGGGUCGGUACAUUAGGCAUGCCUACAGAUGCCCUAGAAGGAACGCAGCAGAAGGCGGAUAUUAACGACAAGCUCAUAACCGAAUUCAACAUGUACCCGGUGUUCUGUUCUGAUAAGGAUUUUGACGGACACUAUUUGCACUUCUGCAAGCAGAUACUUUGGCCUGUGUUCCACUACCAAAUUCCGGAUAAUCCCAAGAGCAAGGCCUACGAGGAUCACUCGUGGCAAUUCUACGUUAACCUUAACCAAGCAUUUGCGGACAAGAUCGUGAAGAAUUGGAAGCGGGGAGACACGAUAUGGGUAAACGAUUACCAUCUACUAUUAGUGCCGGGGAUGAUCCGCAAGAAGCUUCCCGAUGCCAAGAUCGGUCUCUUCCUGCACGUUGCCUUCCCCUCGUCCGAGGUCUUCCGAUGCCUUGCCGUCCGGAAACAGCUACUUGAGGGAAUGCUUGGCGCGAACCUGAUCGGCUUCCAGAUCCACGAGUAUACACGCCACUUCCUUCAAACAUGCAGCCGUCUACUUUCUGUGGAGGCCACACCCGAUGGCGUCCAAUUAGAGGAUCGGUUUGUCAACGUUAUGAAUUCUGCUAUAGGCAUUGACCCUUCUAAUCUCAAUGCCCAUCGCCAAGAGGAGGAGGUUAUGAAAUGGAUUGGAAUUAUGAGGGAUCGUUAUAAGGAUAAGAAGAUUAUUGUUGCUCGCGAUAAGCUUGAUCAUGUCCGUGGUGUUCGACAAAAGCUUCUCUCCUAUGAGCUAUUUCUCAACAAAAACCCACAAUGGAGGGAUAAGGUUGUUUUGAUCCAAGUCGCCUUAUCUACCGGUGAAAAGACCGACCUCGAUGCAGCAGUCGGUGACAUCGUUACCAGAGUAAACUCGAACUGGGCCAACCUCGCUUAUCUACCACUUGUGUAUUUGAAGCAAGAUAUCCCGUACCCGCAGUACCUGGCCCUAUUAACCAUUGCGGACGCCCUCAUGAUUACUAGUCAACGUGAGGGGAUGAAUCUCACCUCCCACGAGUUCAUCGUCUGCCAAGAUGGAAGAUACUCUGACCAGAAACACGGAUCCCUCAUCCUCUCGGAAUUCACGGGCACUUCUUCGCUAUUCGGUAACAAGGAGUUAGCUGUCAACCCAUGGAGCUACAGGCAAUGUUCCGAGGCAAUUAAGCAGGCGCUUGAAAUGUCUGAUGCGGAAAAGAGGGAGCGAUGGGAAGCACUCCGGGAAAUUGUUAGCCAUCACACCGGAAGCCACUGGUUUUCGAAAUUCUUGAGUACUCUCGACCAGGUUUACGAGGAACAACACCGCCACGAUCAAACUUCAGUUCCUCGACUAAAUCUCAAUAGUCUUAGCCAACGGUAUUCCCAAAGUCAGAAGCGACUGUUUUUCCUAGACCUUGAAGGCACAUUGAUUCCCUAUGGCCCCAUGAACGAGAUUAUUCCGAUGAAUCCCCAGCGAACUCUCGAUGUGCUGAAUGACCUCGUUGAGGAUACCCGUAACACAGUAUACGUUAUGUCUGGACGCAGACCUGAGGAGCUAGAUCGCCUGUUCCGUUUAGUUCCCAAUCUAGGCUUAAUAGCCGAAAAUGGAUGUUUUAUCAAAAAGUCCGGGGGUGCCACAUGGACUGAACUGGCUGAUCACGAUAAGGUUGCCGCAUGGAAGAAAUCAGUUCGAGGUAUCUUGCAGUACUACCUUGAGCGAACGCCUGGAUCAGAAAUCGAAGACCGCAAUUGCUCGUUGAUCUUUCACUAUAAGCGUGCUGAGGAUUACGCAAAUGCUGAGCGACAAGCCAGCGACUGGACGGGGCAUAUCAACGAAUCCUGCGAAGAGCAGCGUGUUCAUGCGACACAACUGGAGAACUGCGUCGUCGUCGAACCAAUUGACUGGACUAAAGAAACCGCCACCGCCCGAGUUUACGAGGAAGCGAAUCGCGAUUCGAAGAACUCGAAAAGUAGCCCUGUGGACUUCUUAAUGGUCAUUGGCGACGGCCGCGACGACGAGAAAGUUUUUAAGUGGGCUAACGGUCUAAACGGAGAAGGCCGGGCCAAGGAUGUGAUCACGGUCAGCUUGGGAAAUCGGAAUACCGAAGCUACCUCGACCCUAACUCAGGGUGUGAGUGGUGUUCUUGUGACUCUACAGAAGCUCGCCGGACUUUCUUAGACGGGAAGGGUUACGGCUUUUGCAAUAGAGCGGGCAUCGUCGCAAGUAUUUUGUCAUAUUCCUAGUAGUAUCUUGGAGCUUCUAUACUGGUUUUUGGUGUAUAUUCUUUGGCUGUGAGCCGGGGGAUCUGGGCGGUUACGGAUGUUAACUCAUAUCCGCAUUUUCAUAGCCGAAACAGAGACUCCCUUUCAUUAGAGUCCUUGUAACAAAACCGGGCGACACGCAUUAGAGCGGUGUUGAUGAGUUUUGGGGGUUCAUGCUAGCUGGUUUUUCUAAGUUGGUUUCUUUACAGCUGUAUUACAAUUCGCUUAGACGCGACGGGAUUGUUAUUUUUCUGGGUGGUGUGUAUAUUGGAUCUGGUACCUACAUUUUCGAGGCAGGAGUGGAUUGGAAAAAAAAAAAGGAUUUUGCGUCCAUGGAGAGUUGGUGAUAUGGGAGAUAUUUACGUACACGAUGACGAACCGUUUGGACCUACUAAUGAGUAUUGACGAUUACGGGCUGCUUUGGAUACUGUUGAUAUUGCUAGACUUAUUAGGCGUUAACACGCAACACUCCACUGCAAGACUUCGUAGAAUAAUACCGAACAAUUUUGCAAUCAA